AUGGCCGUAAAACUGUUUGUUUUUGUUGUGGCAAAGCAGGUCAUACAAAACCAUUUUGUAGGUAAGUAUAAGCAUUUAACAUGUACUAAAUGUUCUAAAGUAGGUCAUUUAAUUAAAGUUUGUAAAGCUAAAAGUAAAGCUGAGACUGUUGAUGUUAAUUUUAUUAAACCAUUUAAUAUCAAGUUAGAUGUAAGUGGAAUUAUUAUUAAGUUUCAAAUUGACACUGGAUCUUCAAUUACAGCUUUGUCUUAUAGUGAUGCAUGUAGAGUGAAUCUUAAAUUGAAAGAUAUUCAAAAAAGUGAUAUAAGUUUAAGAGGUUAUACUGGUACUUUAAUUAUUCCAAUGGGUUAUUUAAAAGUGAGUGUGAAAUUUCAUGGAAAAAUUGAAGUGUUGAAUUUGUAUAUAAUUAAAGAAGGUGGUCCUCCUAUUGUCGGUAGAGAUUGGAUUGAGAAUUUAUCAUUACCUAUUAAAGGGGAAGUUUAUUCACUUUCAUCAAAAACAGAAAUAAAUAUUUUUGAAGAUUUUCCUUCAGUGUUUGGAGAUGUACUUGGAUGUUAUAAACCUAAAGUGUUUAAAUUAUUCUUAAAAGAUGAAAACAUUAAACCUAUUUUUUGUAAGCCUCGUGUGUUACCUUUUGCAUUGAAAGAUAAAGUGAGUUUGGAAAUUGAUAGAUUAGUCAGUGAAAAGUUAUUAAUUCCAAUAGAGUCUUCAGAGUGGGCUACACCUGUUGUGCCUGUUUUAAAAAGUGAUGGUAAAAUUCGAUUAUGUGGUGACUAUAAGGUUACACUUAAUAAAUUUAUUAAAAUAGACAGAUAUCCUAUACCCAGAGUAGGAGAUUUAAUGGCAAUUUUGCAGGGUGCAUUCAAAUUUUGUGUUCUUGAUUUAUGUCAAGCUUAUCAACAGCUUUCAUUAGAUGAGGAAUCACAAAAGUUAACAACUUUAUCUACACAUAAAGGACUUUUUGUAUUUAAACGUAUACCAUAUGGUAUAGCUUCAGCUCCUGGUAUUCUGCAGCGUGAAAUGGAAAAUAUUCUGAGAAAUAUUGAGGGUACAGUUGCUUUUUAUGAUGAUAUCAUAAUAUCUGGAAAAUCUAAAGAAGAAGUUACUAAAAGACUUAGGGAAGUGUUAGGAAGAUUAGGUUCAGUAGGAUUGACUGUGAGAAAAGAUAAAUGUAAAUUGUUCCAGGAUAGUGUUACUUUUUUGGGUUAUAAAAUAGAUAAAGAUGGUUUACAUGUUCCUGAGGCUAGAGUUAAAGCUAUUACAUCAGUACCUAUACCUUGUAGUGUUACUCAACUAAAAGCAUUUUUAGGAUUAGUAACUUACUAUGGUAAGUUUAUUAGUAAUAUGUCUACCAAAGCAAAUCCUUUGUAUAAGUUGCUUAAGAAAGAUAUACCUUUUGUAUGGGCUUGUGAUGCUAGUCCUACUGGUAUUGGGGCUGUAUUAUCUCAUAAAUUACCAGAUGGUACAGAAAAGCCUAUUGCCUUUACUUCCCGGACAUUAAAUAAGGCCGAACGUGCUUAUGCACAAAUAGAUAAAGAAGCUCUUGCUAUAGUUUAUUCAGUUAAGUAUUUUCAUCAAUAUGUAUAUGGUCGUGAAUUUAUACUUAGAACAGAUCAUAAGCCUUUAGUAGUUAUUUUUGGUCCUAAAAAAGGUAUAGAUAAUGGUAAUGCGGAUGCAUUGUCAAGACUUCCUUUAGAUACCACUGCGAGUUCUAAUAUUUUAGAAUCAGAUAAUUACUCUAUUAAUUUAAUCACUGAAAAUAUUAAAACAAUUUCUGAUUUAGAUAUUUGUGAGGAAAUUAAAAAAGAUACUAUUAUUAAACAAGUUUUUUUUAGCGUUUUCACUGGUCAGUGGCCUACUGACAUUAAAAAGGUAUCUGAAGAAUUGAAACCAUAUUUUAACCGUAAGGAUCAAUUUUCAAUUGAACAAGGAUUAUUAUUUUGGGGGCAUCGUUUAGUAAUACCGUCUAAAUUUCGGACUGAAUUGUUAACUGAAUUACACAGCACUCACUUAGGUGUUGUUAAAAUGAAAAGUAUCGCUCGUUCUUUUAUUUGGUGGCCUGGAAUUGAUUUAGAAAUUGAAGGUAUUACAAAAAGAUGUGAACUUUGUUUGAUUCAUAGUGAGAAUCCUCCAAAGGCAGUUCUACAUAGUUGGCCUUGGCCUGAUGGUCCAUCUCUUAGGGUUCAUUUAGAUUUUUUAGGUCCUGUUAAUAAAAGAAUGUUUCUUGUGAUUAUAGAUGCCUUUUCAAAGUGGGUGUAUGUGAAAUUUAUGCCGAAUAUAACUACUUCUUCAACUAUUAAAAUUUUAAGAGAAUAUUUUGCUUAUUGGGGCAUUCCUGCUAAACUUGUGACUGAUAAUGGUCCAUCUUUAUGCUCGAAAGAGAUGGAAGAUUUUUUACAAAAAAAUAGAGUUUUUCAUAUUAAAACUUCACCGUAUAAUCCUGCAUCAAAUGGUGCAGCUGAAAAUCUU
This is a messenger RNA of Myzus persicae (green peach aphid), 2469 nucleotides long. RefSeq lists its product as uncharacterized. The transcript is spliced from 4 exons. Gene Ontology annotation, molecular function: nucleic acid binding. The annotation marks the transcript as partial. The record is from RefSeq and is a predicted model, not a curated record. Lineage: Eukaryota; Metazoa; Arthropoda; Insecta; Hemiptera; Aphididae. Gene Ontology annotation, biological process: DNA integration.